CAGAACCCACUUCAUUGCAUGCUCAGUUAGUAAACUUCAUGGGAAACUUUGGGAUUUUAGUGUCUCUGAGCUCAGCAAGUCACUUCAGGACUCAUCCCACCAGUUCCGUCAGUAAGAGAGACGCCCCUCUGGGUUUAGUCUCGCCCAGGGGAAAUUCCUAUGUUUCAUUAUUACAGCAAUAAGAGUCAGAGUCAGUUCUCUGUAACUGUUAAAACACACACAGCACAUCACUCAUCAGUCUCACUGGAUUAUCAGACUUCACCUUGAGCUUCAGUAGCACACUUUCCACCGGAACCCUGUUGACCAACAGUACCGGAGGCGGUCAUUGUUAACCCGGGCCCCGACUGAUCCGGAAUCCCAGAAUGCCUCUCCUUUUAGUGAAAGAUCAGGAUUGGACGGCUGCAGGGGAAUCUCACUCCAACCCUGAGAGAUUCUUGGGGCAGAAUUAUGAAGAGCUGCACAGAGAUUCUGUUAAACAUAAAGUAAAAUUCCUUGAUGAUAAAUUCCCUCCUAAUAAGAGCUCCAUUGGAGAAGGCCUGCUGUCUGACAGGGACAUGGCAAGAGUGGAGUGGAUGAGACCCAUGGAAAUGGUGCCUGAUCCUCAUCUUGUUGUUGGUGGAAAGUCGAGGUUUGAUUUUUCCCAGGGAGAGCUUGGAAACUGCUGGUUUCUGGCUGCAAUUGGUGCGAUUACAUUUCAGCAAGACAUUAUGGAUGAGAUCAUCCCUGAAGGCCAGUGUUUCAGCAGGGAUUACACUGGAAUAUUUCAUUUUAGGUUCUGGAGAUUUGGGAAGUGGCUGGAUGUUGUGGUAGAUGAUAAAUUACCCACAAUUGAUGGACAACUAAUUUUUGUUCACUGCAAAACUCGCAAUGAGUUCUGGCCAGCACUACUGGAGAAAGCCUACGCCAAAGUGUGUGGCUCCUAUGCAGAUCUUCAUGGUGGUGUGAUAUCUGAGGCUCUGUGUGAUUUCACUGGAGGAGUUCAUACAACAAUCAGACUGAAGCCAGAUCAUCCAGAGCACUGGGCUCUACUGCAUCGAGCAGCAAAAUACAGAUCAACUAUGGGCUGUGGAUCAUACCCAGGGGCCACUUCUGCUUACACAGAGCUCCCCAACGGUAUAGUGGAGGGCCACGCCUACACUAUAAGUGGAGUUACCAAGGUGAUGAGUGAAGGGGAACCUGUUAACCUGGUGCGUCUCCUGAAUCCAUGGGGACGCAAAGAGUGGAAUGGUGCCUGGAAUGACAGGUCAGCGCUGUGGGAGUCUGUUCACACCGAGGAGCGCACAACGCUGUUAAAAAAUAAAGAUGAUGGAGAGUUCUGGAUGUCAAUGGAGGAUUUCUGCAAAAGCUUUGCUUAUGUGGAUAUCAGCUGUCAAAGUCCGGCGUUCCUCGAUGGGUCAUCAGAAAGCAGCUGGAUGAUGACAAAUUACAAAGGACAGUGGGACGAGAAGACAGCCGGGGGAUCCAUGGAACACAAACAGAGCUUCUGGAUGAACCCUCAGUAUCUGGUGAAGAUUCCAGAGAUGGCCGACACUGAAGCACAAGGGUUGAACAUGCUGGUGUCUCUCAUACAGAAACCCAAAAGCAGACACAGACACGACAUUAAAAACCAUUGCAUUGGGUUUGGUGUGUUUGCGGUUCCCCCAGAGGUAGGUAAAGCUGUAUUUUAAAUAUCACGCCUCAGACUAUUCCCUUUACACUGGAUUCAGAGAUCAUACUCUGUCUACUCUCAUGUGAGAUAAAAACAUAUCAGAUCUAACAAUGACAUUAGAAACCAUCUACUCUUUCUCCUCCAGCUAAAGGCUCAGAAAGCAUUCCCUGCCCCCUUUUUCACCUCCAGUGCUCCAGUGGCCUGGUCCAAGAGCCAAUCUAACAGCAGAGAAGUGAUGGAGUUUUUGAGACUGAAACCUGGACACUACCUCAUCGUACCUUUCAUCUUUAAACCCAAUGAAACAGCCUCCUUUGUUCUCACACUAUACUUAAAGAUUAAACCGAACAGAUGAUGUGAUGGUGAAAAAAGAUGGACGUACGGACAUGUAGCAAAAGGGACAAAACAGGACAGAACCCUCAUGUCUCUAGCUGUAUUUUUGUGUCAUAUUGUUGCAUGUAAAACAUUUUUGUUUCCCUUUUAGUGCACAGGAAUAUAUAUAUAUAAUAUAUAUAUUAGUGCUGUCAAGCGAUUAAAAUAUUUAAUCGCGAUUAAUGUCGCGACUGUCAUAGUUAACUCGCGAUUAAUCGCAAUUUAAUCGCACAUUUUUGUCACAUGAAAAACCAUUGUAAUUCUCUUAUCAGCAUAAAAAAGUGAAUGGGCUUGCUCACCGUUCAAACUACGGGGGUACUCGGGGGAUCCGAGAUCCCCUGAAACAGACAUGAGAUCCCUUGAAAACAUGACUUGGGAAAUGUUGGGGGGGUCUCUAAAAUAUUGUCAAAAUGAUGUUUAUUGACAUAGUAAUCGUGUGUAACGGGAAGCAUUUGCAUAUCCGAAGUGAGCGCGCGAUGGACAGCCGCGCUCUGAGACAAGCGCAAGCACCCCCCAAGGGAAUAAAGGGACCCCCUGAAAAUAUUGGCAUAGUUCGAACACUGGUUGUACCAAUGUUUUUUUUUUUAAUUGCAGAGCAUAACACGUCUUGUCACAGCCACUGCAAAGUGGGGCUGGAGCCGCCGAUGGGAAAACGAAACUUAAGCCGAGCACCGUGGCUCUUCGGGGGAGGGCAGAGGACUCUGGCUGUGCGGGGCGUGGCAUCAUGUCACAGAGCGUUAAUCUCGCGAUAAAAAAAUUAUCGCCGUUAAAAUUGAGUCAAGUUAACGCGUUAAUAACGCGACAUUUUUGACAGCACUAAUAUAUAUAUAUAUAUAUAUAUAUAAAAUAUUUUUUAUUUAUUUAUUUUUUUUAACCAGAUUUGGUGCUCUUUUCUUGUUCAGCAUGAACUAGCCAGUGAAAGCACUGUGUUCUAUUAGACAGACAGAACUGAGGAUGCCUUUCGGAUGAGAGGCGAAACGUCUUCAAGACUUUUCAAGAAAGUCCAGUUGCUCUCUUCUACCAACCACAGAUUAGCCAGUGAAAGCACUGUGUGAGUGAACACUACAGUAGAUCACAUUUGGUGUGAGCUCUUAUCAUUUAAACAUCAAGUUCAGCUCUGGGAGUAAAAUCAAAAUGCUUACGAUUUCGGUUUGUCACUGGGCCAGUGGUGUAUAAAUUUUUAAGGAAAUGGGAGGAUCUGAUUUGACAGGCCAACCUUGAGCCAUUAGCCUGAAAAAAUACAGGUCUGACUGUGUCUGAAAGCACAAAGAUUUCAGUUAAAAAAAAAAAAAAAAACCACAUUAUUUUCACAUCACAUUGUCCUUGAGGUUCAUUUCCCAGUCAUCAAACUUGGAGAUACUGGAGAUUCCUUCCAAAAAUGUUCCAGAAACACAUUCCUCCUUUUAGAGAACCAUACCAUAUUAACAAUUGCACACAUUUUUAAUCAGUUUAUGUGAAUCCCUGGCCAGAAUCCACAAUUCGAGAAUUGUGAAUAAACUAAAAAGCAGUAUUUGUUUGUGUUCUUAGUGUGCAGAAUUUCAUGAAACAGGACGCAAAAGGGGCGGCACGGUGGUGUAGUGGUUAGCGCUGUAGCCUCACAGCAAGAAGGUCUGGGUUCGAGCCCCGUGGCUGGUGAGGGCCUUUCUGUGCGGAGUUUGCAUGGUCUUCCCGUGUCCGCGUGGGUUUCCUCCGGGUGCUCCGGUUUCCCCCACAGUCCAAAGACAUGCAGGUUAGGUUAACUGGUGACUCUAAAUUGACCGUAGGUGUGAAUGUGAGAGUGAAUGGUUGUCUGUGUCUAUGUGUCAGCCCUGUGAUGACCUGGCGACUUAUCCAGGGUGUACCCCGCCUUUUGCCUGUAGUCAGCUGGGAUAGACUCCAGCUUGCCUGCGACCCUGUAGAACGGGAUAAAGCGGCUACAGAUAAUGAGAUGAGAUGAGGAUGCAAAAGGCUUAACCACGCUUUUCUGCUCGCUACCUUCUGUUAUUAUUUAAGUCUAAUAUCACCAUCUAUUGGACAGCCAAAAUACUACAUGUUUAUAUCUGACAGUAUGAAUUAUUUAUUUAUUUUUUGUAUGUGAAAAUUUUUAUGUAUCCAAAUAAACACAACUUCAUCUGAAACUUUUUUUUUAAUUUUAUGACUAAUUUUUAUGGUGGCACGGUAGUGUGGUGGUUAGCACUGUCGCCUCACAGCAAGAAGGUCCUGGGUUCAAGCCCAGUGGCUGACGAGGGGCUUUCUGUGUGGAGUUUACAUGUUGUCUGUGUGGGUUUCCUCUGGGUGCUCUGGUUUUCCCCACAGUCCAGACAUGCAGAUUAGGCUAAUUAGUGGCUCUAAAUUGGCCAUAGGUGUGAAUGGUUGUUUGUGUCUAUGUGUCAGCCCUGUGAUGAUCUGGUGACUUGUCUGGGGUGUACCCCACUUCUUGCCCAUAGUCAGCUGGGAUAGGCUGCAGCUUGCCUGUGACCCUAUAUAGGAUACGUGGCUACAGAUGAUGGAUGUAUGGACUAAUUUUUAUUGAUUUUAAAAUUAUGUUUUGUGAGUCCUGCACAGUUUCAUGCUUUUCUCUGUUUUCUCUCAACAUUUUUUUUUAAUGAGCUGGAUCACAUCAGCUGUGUUUGGAGCAGGAAAAAAAAAAACUCUGAAUUUGUGCAAGACAAGACUGGAGAUGAGAAUAGUAGUCUUUAAUAUGUGUCUUUUUUUAAUCAAAAUGUCUUUACUUUUGUGCUUUUGAACACAUUCUCAGAGGUUUAACUUACACUGUUUACUUUGUAACUUCCUUUUCUGUUUUAUUUGUAUUUUAUUUUAUUACUGUAUUUUAAUCACUUGAUUUGUUGAUUAAAUGGUUGUACAGUACCUUGA
Molecule: messenger RNA, 4870 nt
Organism: Neoarius graeffei (lesser salmon catfish)
Lineage: Eukaryota; Metazoa; Chordata; Actinopteri; Siluriformes; Ariidae
Product: calpain-2 catalytic subunit-like
Exons: 14
Coding region: 363-1667 (434 amino acids)
Biological process (GO): proteolysis
Cellular component (GO): cytoplasm
Molecular function (GO): calcium-dependent cysteine-type endopeptidase activity
Source: RefSeq, a predicted model, not a curated record